Plectropomus leopardus (leopard coralgrouper) is the source of this 1321-nucleotide messenger RNA. It is a transcript of the gene nelfe, whose product is annotated as negative elongation factor complex member E. Gene Ontology annotation, cellular component: NELF complex. Gene Ontology annotation, molecular function: RNA binding. The record is from RefSeq and is a predicted model, not a curated record. Gene Ontology annotation, biological process: negative regulation of transcription elongation by RNA polymerase II. NCBI's taxonomy places the organism in Eukaryota, Metazoa, Chordata, Actinopteri, Perciformes, Serranidae.
GUGUUUUUGUCUGGCCACCCCCGUUUGAAUUUGCUGUUGCCACCAUGGUGGUGUUUCCAAGCUCCCUGACGGAGGAAGAGGAGGCUCUGCAAAAGAAAUACGCUAAACUCAAGAAAAAGAAAAAGGCGCUGCUUGCCUUAAAGAAGCAGAGUUCAACCAACCAGACAAACCAGAGUGGCUUAAAACGGACUCUGUCGGACCAGCCUGUCGUUGACACUGCAACUGCGACGGAGCAAGCAAAGAUGCUGAUCAAGUCGGGUGCCAUCAGCGCCAUCAAAUCAGAGAACAAGAACUCGGGCUUUAAACGCUCUCGAAUGCUGGAAAUUAAACUCAAGGACCCUGAGAAAGGCCCAGUUCCUGCUUUCUUACCAUUUCAAAGGAGUGUCUCCACAGAUGAAGAACAACCUGAGUCUGGGAAAAGAGCCCAAAGGAAGUCUCUGUAUGAGAGCUUUGUCAGUUCAAGCGACCGAUACCGAGACGAGGAGGACGGAGGCGGCAUGUCAAGCAGCCGUGAAAUGGACAGAGACAGAGACCGCGACAGAGAGCUGGACAGAGAGCGGGACAGAGACAGAGAUAGAGACCGAGAUAGGGAUAGAGACAGAGACAGAGAUAGAGACAGAGGCAGGGACAGAGACAGAGACAGGGAGCGGGACAGAGAAAGAGACAGAGACCGAAGCAGAGACAGGGAUAGAGACCGUGACAGGGAGCGGGACAGAGACAGAGACGGACCGUUCAGACGCUCAGAUUCAUACCCGGAGCGGAGAGGGGUCCGAAAGGGGAACACGGUGUAUGUUUACGGCUCCGGGCUCGUCGAGGACAACCUGCGCUCUGCUUUCUCUCAACAUGGAAACAUCAUCGAUCUUUCCAUGGACAACCCACGCAAUUGCGCGUUUAUCACUUUUGAGAAGAUGGAGUCUGCAGACCAGGCUGUAGCCGAGCUGAACGGAGCCACGGUGGGAGACGUUCACAUCAAAGUCAGCAUCGCCAGGAAGCAGCCCAUGCUGGAUGCCGCCACCGGCAAAUCAGUCUGGGCUUCACUGGCUGUGCAGAACAGCACCAAAGGCUCCUACAGGGAUAAGAGGAAUCAGGUCGUGUACAGUGAAGAUUUCCUCAAAUGAUUUGUUUUCUUUUGCCAGAUAGUUUUUCAUGUUUUUGUUUUGGCGACGGCUGCUUAAUGUCUGUGUUGAAACAUAAAUAUAAAAUCAUCUGUUUUCUUUUGGAUUAGAUCACUUUGCCCCACAUGGUUGGUAUUUGAUGCUUUGUGCAGCUCGUGAGAUUCUGUUUGGUGGAGCUUAAUAAAAAAGUAUUCAUACAAUGUUAA